AUGUCUGAUACAUUUGAUAUUUAUAAGUUCCUGGAAGACUACCAGAGAUUUCCAUGUCUCUGGCUAAAAAGUGACCCAGAUUUUAAAUUACGGCAUAAACGUGAUGCAGCGGAAGAACUUCUUUUGGAAAGUUCUGGCCUAGAAACAAUAAAAAAUCUACGACUGAAAAUAAGAAGUAUAAGAUGUACAUAUAACCAGGAAGUAACAAAAAUUAACAAAUCAAAGUCUACAGGAUCUGGUACUGCAAAUGUUUAUGUUCCAAAACUGCAAUGGUUUGUGUAUGCUGACAAUUUUUUGAAAAAAAAUAAUGAUGGUGUUAAACAAUCAGAAACAAAUCUAGUAAGUUUUCAAGUUUUUUAA
This is a messenger RNA of Macrosiphum euphorbiae (potato aphid), 360 nucleotides long. NCBI's taxonomy places the organism in Eukaryota, Metazoa, Arthropoda, Insecta, Hemiptera, Aphididae. The record is from the annotation of a GenBank genome assembly.